GGGCACAAUGCUGGUGGUGGAGUUAAAAACCCAGAAAGAAGGUCCUGGGAAGAAAUAUGCACUGAAGCAGGUUGAAUGCAUUGAUGAACAACAAGCAAAUGAUGCCCUGAAGGAGUUAGCUCUUUAGAGCCAUGAACACAGCUUUGGGAGAGUGAGCUGAAUUCUGCUGCCGCUCAUACAUCAACAACUUAAUUUUUAAGCAAUGGAUCUGCUGGAACUUCAGCAUUCAAAUAUCUGCAUUUACAAAGAAAUGUUUAUCACCUGGGAUAAUAAGAUUUCAUCUCUGUUUCUUUGUCUGGUGAUGCAGCACUCAAACCAAGGAGAUCUUUCAUCUCUGAUCGGGGAAAAAAGGAAGAAAAGAGAGAAAGUAGAAGAUAGGGUGAUUCAGAGGUUCCUGGGGCAGAUGGUGGAUGCUUUGUUUUAUAUACACAAACAAAAUAUUUUUCACAGAAACCUCAAGCCAACUAACAUCCUUUUAACUGGUGAAGUAUCCUUCAUGCUUUGCGAUUUCAGUGUAGACACACUUAUGACUGAUGAAAUGAAAUGGAAGAUAAGAGUGGAAGAAGAUCCUGACUCUAAAUCCUGGAUGUCCCCUGAAGCACUCUGCUUUUCAUUUAGUGAGAAGUCUGACAUCUGGUCUUUAGGAUGUAUUCUACUUGAUAUGGUGACCUGCUUCUUUCUGAAAGAGAAAGACAUAAUUUCUUUACUGCGGGAUAUUAGAAAGGACACCAAUAGUCUUGAGAAAGUUCUGACCUUAAUGCAGAAAGGUAAUAAAGAUACCCUGCCUUUGUCUCCAAUUUUACUAAUGAUGCUACAGAUUCAGCCCACUGUGAGACCCUCAGCAAAGGAUCUGCUUGGUAUUCCAUACGUUAUGGAAUGUUUGGGUAUUGCUGGUUCCUCUUUAUCAAAACAGGAAAAAACUGUGCCUUCAGCAAUUUUAGAUGUGCUCCUUGAAGGAGGAAUUGGAAGUGUUUUAGAAUUUAUGCAGACUUACUGGGACAUACAGAAGGCUCAAGCAAAAGCCAUAAAGCGCCUUGCCAGCUUAGUAGGGGAUGAAAAUGGUGUGGCUUUAAUAUAUUUGCUAGAAUUGCUGGAUCCUAUCACUUGUGCAAUGAGGAAUCAUAUAAAUUCUCCAGAGCUACAAUUAGAUGGCUGCAGAUUAUUGCUUGACAUUAUUGGCCAAGUCCUGCAACAGAACACAGAUGUGGAGUUGCUAGUUGGUGAGGAAGUAAUCAUUUCUCUGUUAAAGACAAUGAGAACAUAUUCUGAAAAUGAAGAAUUGCUCUCAAUUAUCUGCACUUUACUGAUGAUGAUUUCAGCCAGUGAAAUGCCUGCAGAGGCACUGAGGAAAGCGGGAGUCAUCACAGAUGUUCUAUCAAUUAUAAGCACUUUUCCUCAUAACAGAGAGAUCUGCCUUUCUUGCUCUGGUAUUCUCUGGAGUUUGGCUGUAAAUGAAAGUAAUAUCGGGCAAGCAACACUAAAAAAUGCUGUCCAGAUUAUCAGCGGCGUCCUCCAAGAACACUAUGAGAAUGGAGAGGUGGUUGAGUCAGCUUGCUCGGCCCUCUGGGUUCUGAUACUUCAGGGCUGCUUAACUGAAAAUCAGUAUGAACCAACAACUCUGCUUCUGCUGGAUGCUCUCAGGAUGAACCCAGAAAGACCAGUGUUGGUGAAGAACGCCUGCUUGGCUUUGGCAAGUCUCUUAAGGAUCUCUGAGUUGCCUGCUUUCAGAUUUAUAGUAACAGAUACAAAGGGCAGUGGAAUAAGCAUGAUCAAAGACGUCUACCACUUUCAUGCUGAUGAUCCAGAAGUGGUGGAGAAUAUCUGUAUGCUGAUUAAUGAGAUGGCUCAGUAUGAUGACAUAGUGCUAGAGAUGAUCUCCCAGAAUAUGAAGGAGCUGCUGACUGAAAUGAAAGUCAAGUUUACAUCUAGUAUGGAGAUAAUGACCUUUGUGGAUUCAGCACUUUUGAAACUGCAGAAGUAAAGUCAAAACUGGACUAUAUAUGUACAAGACCUGAAGUUGCCUGAUUCAGGUAGAAAUGUUUGAAUCUUUCAGAAGUAUUUUAAAAAGAUUUUUCUCUCCAGCAGAUAUUGCCUGUAUUAUAUGACCUCAUCUGCUCAAACAUAUUCCAUUAUUGUAUUCUUUACAGCAAACCACUCUGACUACUGAGAGAAUGUUAUUCAGGGAACUUGCCUUACUUUGUGGAUUUUUAAAACGCAUGUACUAUAUAACAUUUUCUAAAAUGAAUAAAAAUCAUACUAUAGACUACAGUCUUGAAAUUGAGAGAUAUAUAUAUUUAGUGAGCUUUUGGACCAUGGGUUAUUCAUUUAGCGAAUAACAGCUUCUUCUCUGGAUUAGCUCUAACUCAGCAGUUCAUGAAUAGACCCACAAUUCCCUAUAAUGGAGUAUUCAAAGCUAUUAGUUUAUUAUGUCUAUAUUCCACAAGUUUGUGCGAAUUAAACUUAUUACAAGACUCUCAGUUUACAGAAUUUUGACCUCUUUCUUCCCGUUGUAGUUGCUAGCUAUAUAUAUA
This is a messenger RNA of Pelodiscus sinensis (Chinese soft-shelled turtle), 2531 nucleotides long. RefSeq names its product serine/threonine kinase like domain containing 1 (gene STKLD1). The record is from RefSeq and is a predicted model, not a curated record. NCBI's taxonomy places the organism in Eukaryota, Metazoa, Chordata, Testudines, Trionychidae. Gene Ontology annotation, biological process: protein phosphorylation. Gene Ontology annotation, molecular function: protein serine/threonine kinase activity; ATP binding.